Galeopterus variegatus (Sunda flying lemur) is the source of this 1708-nucleotide messenger RNA. It is a transcript of the gene UBTD1, whose product is annotated as ubiquitin domain containing 1. The coding region runs from base 331 to 1014 and encodes 227 amino acids. Gene Ontology annotation, molecular function: protein binding. The record is from RefSeq and is a predicted model, not a curated record. The transcript has 3 exons. Lineage: Eukaryota; Metazoa; Chordata; Mammalia; Dermoptera; Cynocephalidae.
CCUCGAGCGAUCCCGGAGUAGCUGCCGCGGUGCCCGCCCCCUCUCUCCGCCCCUCCAGCGGAGCUGGUCUCCGGCCGGGCACCGUCGCGGGCCCCCCUGGCCCGGCCACCUGGGUUUGUGCUGGGGAGUCGGCUACCUCUCUCUCCCCCAGGCCCGCAAAGUUUGUGGCGAAGCCGGCGCCGGGGCAGAGUGUGUCCGGAGGGCAGUUCGAGGAGCGCGGAUGCCGGGCGGCAGGAGCCGUUGAGUUGGGACGCCGCCGUCCGGGGAAGGAGCGCCGAGAACCGACCACCCCGCCGCCUCCGGUGCAUGGGGACCAGCUGAGUAGCCAGCAUGGGCAACUGCGUGGGGAGACAGCGCCGGGAGAGGCCGGCCGCCCCGGGACACCCCCGCAAACGAGCAGGACGCAAUGAGCCCCUGAAGAAGGAGCGGCUCAAGUGGAAGAGUGACUACCCCAUGACCGAUGGGCAGCUGCGGAGCAAACGGGAUGAGUUCUGGGACACCGCACCAGCUUUUGAGGGCCGCAAGGAGAUCUGGGAUGCCCUCAAGGCUGCCGCCUACGCUGCUGAGGCUAACGACCACGAGCUGGCUCAGGCCAUCCUGGAUGGAGCCAGCAUCACCCUGCCUCACGGCACCCUCUGCGAAUGCUAUGAUGAGCUGGGCAACCGCUACCAGCUACCCAUCUACUGCCUGUCGCCGCCUGUGAACCUGCUGCUGGAGCACAUGGAGGAGGAGAGCCUGGAGCCCCCCGAGCCCACCCCUAGCGUGCGCCGUGAGUUUCCACUGAAGGUGCGCCUCUCCACAGGCAAGGACGUGAGGCUCAGCGCCAGCCUGCCCGACACAGUGGGCCAGCUCAAGCGGCAGCUGCAUGCCCAGGAGGGCAUUGAGCCGUCCUGGCAGCGAUGGUUCUUCUCUGGGAAGCUGCUCACAGACCGCACACGGCUCCAGGAAACCAAGAUCCAGAAAGAUUUUGUCAUCCAGGUCAUCAUCAACCAGCCCCCACCACCCCAGGACUGACGGGCCCACGGAUGCCUGGGAAGAGAGUCCAUGGAGGGCCUCUGCAGGGCAGAGAGGCCCCCUGGAGUGCUAGGCCCCCACCCAGCUGCUGCCUUUGAGUGCUGUUUCUUUCAUCAGGGGCACUUCCCUGGUGUAUGGCUGCUGGGUGGGCCAUGAAGUACCCUGCCUCCUGGGGCACUGUGGGCCUCCAGUGCCCAGCACCCAGGAAGCAGUGCUGCCACACACAGGCCUUGCCAACCAUGUCAGAGAAAAGGCCUCUCUCCCACAGCAGGUUCAAGCCAUGAAGGCCAGCCCAGAGGUCUCUGGAGCCCAGAUCUGUCAUCUGGUGCUGCCAGCUGUGCUCACUCCGGUUUUCUGCUCAGGGUCUGAAGCAGCUGCUGUCCCCUCCUUUGCCCCACCCCCUGGCUCUGCCCUGGGCACAGUGCCAGUCCCCUGGAGGGGAGGGAGAUACCAGUGAGCCCCAGGGCUCAGGAAGCCUGAGGCAGGCCUCUGCCUCUCCCUGCCUCCAGCACAAUUGGCAGAGAUGAGAGACAUGUGGCCGACAGCUGGGCAUUGUGGCAGGGGUCUGCACAGAGCCAUCUUCUGGCUGUGUAACCCAAGUGGUGGGGGGUUUACAGCCUGGUCAUGGCCCCCACAGCAGGUCCCUGUGUACAGACAUAUCUGCCUAUUUAUCAAUAAAGCCUUUUGCUCCUUC